Nicotiana tabacum (common tobacco) is the source of this 1784-nucleotide messenger RNA. RefSeq names its product UPF0481 protein At3g47200-like. Lineage: Eukaryota; Viridiplantae; Streptophyta; Magnoliopsida; Solanales; Solanaceae. The record is from RefSeq and is a predicted model, not a curated record.
GCUCUUAGGAUUUCUUCCCUCAUUCCCUCUAUUAAUCUUAUUCCUCUUAAUUUGUGGAAACUGCGGUUCAUUGCAUUCCUUCCUCGUUGACUAUAUUAAUAUCAUUCCUCUUACGAUAUAUUUCAGGGAAAGCAAGAGCAACAAGAAAAGAGGCAAACAAAGAGGAGGGAUGCCGUACGAAAUUGAGAAUGAUAGAACUCCUCUAAAUGAAGCUACAACAAAUGGUCAAGAUCGAUUAGUGUUGCAAACAAAUAAAUCUGCAAAAGAAAUCUUUGAUGAAAGAUUUAAGGAUUUGAACAAAUGGUCUACCAAAUCUUGUACAAUAUUCAAAGUAAAUGCGGGGCUACGUAGAUCAAAUUCAGAUGCUUAUACUCCACUGUUGAUCUCUAUUGGUCCUUACCAUAAGAAGAAUCCACAGUUUUGUUCAAUGGAAAAUUAUAAACUACGUUACCUACAACGGUUUCUCCAGCGGAAUAAGGAGAUUGAUGUGGAGAGUUACAUUAGGGAAUUGGAGAAAUUGAAAGAUGAAGUGCUAAAGUGCUAUGAUGAUAAAGGGGAACUUGGCAGUUAUACUUCCAGCCAAUUUUUGGAAAUGUUGUUGCUUGAUGGUUGUUUUGUGGUUGAGUAUUUGCGAGAGGUUUUCAAAAUUUUUCCAGAACGAGAAGACAAGAUUAUCAACGCAGAUUGGAUGGUAAAUCUUAUAGAUCGUGACUUGUUGCUACUAGAAAACCAACUUCCCUUUUUGGUCCUCACCAAACUUCAUGACAUGACUAAGUAUCCUACAGAAUCAUUUAUUAAAAUGGUAAAAUAUAACUUUUGUGGUAGUUUACCGAGGGUAACUCCUAAAUUCUUAAAUGAAGCUAAUGGUAAUGUCAAAGCAAUCAAACAUUUACUUCAAGUGGUACACAUGUGUGGUACUUGUCGCCCCGAGAAACAUUAUUCUCUAACAUUUGAGCCAGAAUUAGAGCCGCAAAUUAUUAAGGAUGCCAACUUAUGGCACGACCUCAUGAGAAGUGCAACAGAGCUUGAUGAAGCCGGAAUCAACUUCUCAAAAGUUAGUGAAAUUUAUAGAAUGCUGGGCGAAGACAACGAGGGGGACAGCACGAGUUUAUUCGAUAUCAAAUAUGUUAAUGGAAGGAUGAAAAUCCCUUGUUUUGAAGUCGUUAAUGGUACAGAGACAGUCCUGAGGAAUCUAGUAGCUUACGAGCAACAUUCUUCUGAUGUAUACACUAAAUAUUUCACAGAUUACGUGAUUUUUAUGGAUCGUCUUAUCAACUCAGCCGAAGAUGUGAAGUUGCUACGCUUGAAGGGAAUUAUCAGGAACCGGAUAGGCGACGACAGUGAUGUGGCUAGCAUCUUUAACAAACUUGGCGAUGGAGUCAUUCCUUCUUCUAACUUCUAUUACAAAGAAGAAUGCAAAAAAGUGGUUGAGCAUUGUAAUAAAAGAUGGAAUAGAAGGAUGGCAAAUUUGAGGCACAAUUACUUUAAUGGACCUUGGGUGGGACUUUCAACUGCAGCAGCCGUCUUCCUCCUCGCGCUUACACUUAUGCAAACAGUUCUAACUUUCAUAAGUACUCUUUAAGUAGGAUGCUGUUUCCUCACUGUUCCAUUCAAGUAGUUGUGUGUCAAUGUUGGCUCAUCCAAGUUUGUGCAAUGAUAGUAUAAUUAUGUGAGAAGGCACGAGACGUAUGUUCAAUUUUAUAAUUAGUCACAGUUUUCUAUGUAACUUGUGUCUUCGUACAAGAAGCAGCUUAAUUUUGAAUUACCAAACCUCCUCUCUUUUA